AUGAGAGUAUGUGUGACGUCAUUAGUACUGCUUGCCCCCUGUGAGGGGACGAAGAAUGCAUGACAGUUAGCAUUUCGUCACGCAAUGAGCUGAUUGUCUCGCAUCCAACGUGUCAUUGAUGCCAGGAGAUCUUAGAUACGUCUUCUCUCCAACGGCGGAGGAUGUGUCCAGUCAGAUCGACAUUGACUGUGUGACAGAUGAACAUUUUGGGGGGGUCAGAAAUAGGGUAGGCGGUUACGUAGCAGUUUGGUCUCAAGGGUCGGGUCCCGUGACAGCCUACCCAAAGGGUAUUGGGAUGCAGUUUGGGGGAGAAUUUGAGGGGAGGUAUAAAGCUGGACGUGCACAGUGUAACACGAUGCUGAAGAGACCUGGAACAAACCUUCAAGUAAUUAAAAUUAAAGAAAGACUGUUCACAGGACUCUGUACUAGUCCCGAUCACUCAGCAGGGCGGCCUGGGGAAUCGAAAUCUAGAUCGAGAGGGCUUGACCGCCUACCGCAAACAGCGAGCAAUUCCCCCCCUCUGUUGGAGGAACCUCCACCAAGUUACUUAGUAACCGCCAAACUAAACCAACCACCAACCACCAGCCAUCAUCAUCCUCCCCCCAUCUUAGUUCUUCCGCCCAACCGCCACGCCCUCUUUCUGCUUCCUUUGCUCAAAUCAUAUCUCCUCCCCGCCUUCGCUUUUCUACCCUCCCCACCCUCUCUCCCCCAAGGCGCGUCACUACCUACUCUAGUAGUUCCGGGCAUUUGCAGUGCAAUCCUCGUGGCUCCUUGGGUCGUCUCCCACAGCGCGCCAGCUUCUCUUCUGCCUUAAAUGCUAGGCUGAGGUCCUGAAGCUGAUAUCUAGACUCAUCAUCGCUGCCUUAAAGCUUAGCCGCCCACCGCUCAUCGCGCGGUCACUCAUUUUAUCCUUGAGACGUUGAGACCUGUGCUCAAGGCUCGAACUCGACUAUCCAUAGCUCGCAGAAUGCCUGCUCUUAUCCCCCAAAUCCCUCACAAGGAUGAUCUGGAUGAAACGUGAGUCCUUUUAAGCCGGGCGGCCGCUCUUGUCAGAAGGAAUCAUAUAGCGGCUUUGGUCGGGACCUUGGCUGAUGGUGUGC
Aspergillus piperis CBS 112811 is the source of this 1100-nucleotide messenger RNA. RefSeq lists its product as uncharacterized. Bases 119 to 814 code for a protein of 231 amino acids. NCBI's taxonomy places the organism in Eukaryota, Fungi, Ascomycota, Eurotiomycetes, Eurotiales, Aspergillaceae. The transcript is spliced from 2 exons. The record is from RefSeq and is a predicted model, not a curated record.